Messenger RNA from Podarcis lilfordi (Lilford's wall lizard), 7891 nucleotides. The record is from the annotation of a GenBank genome assembly. NCBI's taxonomy places the organism in Eukaryota, Metazoa, Chordata, Lepidosauria, Squamata, Lacertidae.
GGGAAGGAUUUUGCAAUAUAAACAUUGGGGGGGGGCACUUAGUAAUUGGAUUGCCACGAUCAUCCCCUCCCCCGCUCUCCUGAUCCACAGAUGGAAGAGGGGAGGAGGGAAACCUUCCUCUCCCUCCCCCCUGUUCCUCCCCUCCCCUCCCGGCACAUCCUUCCCUCACCCCGCCCCCACAACCCCAAAUCCCCAUCCCAAUAUGUUGCUCCUCCUCCUCGCCAUCUGCCUUCUGUUACGGGAAUAAGGGGGGGGUAUGAGCCCCCCUCUCAAUCUGCCUGCUUCUCCCGGAAGUGGAGCUUCUAAGGCGGAUUGCUGCUCUGCGCCGUAGCUCUAGGGGGGCGCGCUUUCGGAAAGGGGAGGAGGGGCGGCAGGGAAACCCCCCCCCCCGUGGAUGUUGCAGGAAAGGAAAGGAGAUUCGCGAGCGAGGACAAAGAGGUAAAGGGGUCGCGGGGGAAGGGGAGAGAAAGAUCCAGAGACCCCCUCCAAGCUCCCCAAAGCGCCUUUCGUGGGCCCCACGGGCAGGGCCUGGAUCCCUGCACGUGUACUGCGAAGGGGGCUUUCCUUGGCCCCUUAGGCGCCCUGGCGGGGGCGGACAUGGUGCCCCCACCCAGGAGGGCCCCACGAGGACCUCCUUGCCCCGUUUCCCCCGCACAGGCAUCCCUGGGGCCCUGUGGGCUCCGCAUAGAGAAAGGCGGGUCAUGAAUGGGUUAACGGGCGCGAGAGACGCCUGGAUAGAGACCCCCGUGUUGCUGGUGUUGGGGGGGGCGUCCUCUGGAUGGAGAGAUGGGGCACGCAGGGCGAGGGGUGAGCGAGAGGGAGGGGGGUCAAGGAAGUCGGGGGGAGCAUCCCUGGGGAAGGAAGGGCAGCAUUGGCGUGGGGGGGGAGAGAGAGAGAAAGGAAGACCAGUCUGUAGGGAGAGGUCUCCAUCGUGGCGGGAUUCUCCGGAGGUGCCGCCUUGGCUUCUCCAUCCCGCCCAGGAAUCGGCCACCCCUUCAAGGCGAUCAGAGAGGGAUCCGUCGAAAGUGGGGGGUCCCGUCCCCCCACCCCUUCCUUCCUGCAAGCUCCAUCCUCUUCCCACCCCAUAAGCCCCUGCCCUGUCCAGACGCAGCAGUUCAAAUCCGGAGAGGAAGAGGGGAGGGGGGAGCCCUUUUCAGAAGCCGUUCUCUGUUUCCACAAUCCCACCCAGGAAGCAGCCAGAAACCUUUUCCUCUCUCUCAGGCCUCCAUCUUUAAUGUCUUUUCCACUGCCUGCUUCAUUGAGGAUGAGGAUAAUGUACACCUGUCAUCAGAAACAGGGGUGCAGAGUACAUGGAAUGGCUCUCAGGAUUGAUAUAGAAGGUGCACCUCAAAAGCAUUUCUGUUCCUCUUAUUCUUUGUUGGCAGUGUCAGAGUGACUGAGAAGCUGAGAUUCUUCCCAGUCAAAGGACCCAUUUUCAUGGUAGACAGUGCCUGUGGCUGGAGGCUCUACAUACAAGGUGUGCCUAUACAGGCCAAAGAGUGCCAGGUGAGAUGUGCGACCUCCCAAAUUUACAGGCUGUAUGUGAAUGAGAAGUUGUGGGUGGGAUUACAGUGUAUGGCAGCCCUGUGAUUUUCUCCACCCAUAAUAUUUCUUGAGCUGAUAUUGCAGUACGAAUUCCAAAAUAACUACAAAAAAAUCACAAUAUAAUAAGAAUGAUUGUAGUAUUUCCACGCUGCCUAUCUGGCUGGGUUUCCCCAGCCACUCUGGGCAGCUUACAGUACCUAUAAAAGACAGUAAAAAACCAGACAUUAAAAACCUCCUGAUACAGGGCUGCCUUCAGCUGUCUUCUAAAUGUCAGAUAGUUGCCCCUUUCCUUGCCCUCUGCCUGCUUCCCUGCAACUUCGCUUCUCACGGGGUGUGGGGGGGUGUACCAGCAGAAGACCCUCGAAGGAGGACCUCAGUGUACAGACUGAGCGAUGGGGGUGGAGACGCUCCUUCAGGUCUACAGAGAGUGAGGCUGUAGGGCUUUAGGUCAAUGAUCUUGCUCCUCCACAAUGAUCUCCAGAGCAAGUCCAACAUACAAUUAGCAGAGUAGGAAAAAAUGCUCAGAGACAGCAAAAAAUUCCUUCAGCAAAUAAAUUUGUUACUGAAGGCAUAACAGGAUUCUAUGCCUGAAAAAUGCAACCACGGCAAUUUAAAGGUCAGCACCAACAAUGCAAAUUGUGCUCAGAAAUGUACUGGGAGUCAGUGAAGAUCCUUUUGGAUUGGUGUUAUGUUGUCUCAGCGGCUGCUCCCAUUCUGUUGUCUAGCUGCCACAUUCUGGAUUAGUUGCAGUUUCCGGGUCACCUUCAAAGGUAGCCCCCAUGUAGCGCAUGGCAGUAGUCCAAGUGGGAGAUCACCAGAGGAUGCACCACUCUGGGGAGACAGUCUCCAGGCAUGGAGGGUCUCAGCCGGCAUACCAGAUGGAACUGGCAGACAGCUGCCCUGGACACAGAAUUGACCUGUGCCUACAUGGACAGUUGUGAGUCCAAAAUAAAGCCCAGGUUGUGCACCUAGUCCUUUUGGGGCACAGUUACCCCAAUCGGAUCUAGAGAGUCUCCCACACUUCCCCCCGGGACAGUAUUUCUGUCUUGUCAAGAUUCAAUCUCAAUCUGUUAGCCUCCAGACACUCACACAGGACCUUCACUGGUUCCAGUUUAAAAGAGAGGAAGAGCUGGGUAUCAUCCACAUACUGGGGAACACCCAGCCCAAACCCCCUGAUGAUCUCUCCCAGCGUCUUCAUAUAGAUAUUAAAAAGCAUAGGGGAGAGGACGGAGCCCUCAGGAACCCCACAAGUGAGAGCCCAGGGGUCUGAACACUCAUCCCCCAACACCACUUUCUGGACAUGGCCCAGGAGGAAGGAGGGGAACCACUGCAUAGCAGGGCCCCCAGCUCCCCUAGAGGGUCCAGAAGGAUACCAUGGUCAAAGGUCUCCAAAGCCGCUGAGAGAUCCAGCAGAACCAGGAAAGAGCUUUCCCCUUGGUCUCUAGCCCAUCGGAGAUCAUCAAGCAGCGCAACCAGGUCAGUUUCAGCCCCAUGAUGAGGCCUGAAUCCCAAUUGGAAGGAUAAUGGUGGCAGAAGCUUUCCUGGUCCUGCAGCCCACAAAAGCUCCAGGCACAAGACGUUCAUUAGCUUUGAAGGGGCCACUGGAUGAUUGGUGGUCUUUUCUUCAAAAGACAAAAAAUUUGAAUACCUUUACAGUGAUGUAUGAUGUUAUUAGCGCUUCUGUUUUCCAGAAUUCCCCAGCCCACCAAGGAUUUGAGACCCAUCAGGUAUCCUCCCUGGUUUAGUCGGCCGGUUGAAGCUGUUGCUUGGAUCGCUGCCUCUGUUGCAUUCUGGCAGCUUCUGGAAGCCACAGGUGAAAGCUGAGUGCAGGGUGGGGACCAAUGGUGGAAAAAUUACUCCAGAAGGCGGACUACAUUUCCUCCACCAAAAGUACUACCGCUCCCGUAACACCCCAAGACAUCUAUAAUUAUGAUAUUUAAUUUUUUUUAAAAAAAGAUAUUUAUUAAAAUUUCAGAGAAAAAAAGAAUUACACAAAAACAAAAAGUAAAAAUACAAGAAAAAUACAGAAUAAAAGAAUAAAAAACACUUUAAAAGAAAAAAAGAAAAAUGGAUCAAUCUUUCCAUAGCUUACAUUCCUAUCCUUGUUUCCCUGACCUCCUCAUACCUCCCUUUUUUGUAUUCCAGUUCAAUUAGUUAAGUCAGCAAUUUCUUUCCCUCUUUGUUUUCUCAUGAUCCUUUAACUUAAUAUACUAUAACUUUAAAUUUUCAUCUCUUAUCAAUCCUUUUUACAUACACCUUUAUAGCAUUACUGCUUAAACCACCUAGCUUCAUUCCAACAUCAUUCUAACAUUCAUUAAUUUUGCAAUAUUUCUGUAAAUAGUCUUUAAAUUUCUUCCAAUCUUCUUCCACCGACUCUUCUCCCUGGUCUCGGAUUCUGCCAGUCAUUUCUGCCAAUUCCAUGUAGUCCAUCACCUUCAUCUGCCGUUCUUCCAGAGUGGGUAGGUCUUGUGUCUUCCAAUACUUUGCAAUAAGUAUUCUUGCUGCUGUUGUGGCAUACAUAAAGAAAGUUCCGUCCUUCUUUGACACCAUUUGGCCGACCAUGCCCAGGAGAAAGGCCUCUGGUUUCUUCAGAAAGGUAUAUUUAAAUACCCUUUUCAUUUCGUUAUAAAUCAUCUCCCAGAAAGCCUUAGUCCUUGGGCACGUCCACCAAAGGUGAAAGAAAUUAUGUACCUUCAGUUUCUUUACAUUUCCAACAUUUAUUAUCGGGCAAAUGAUAGAUUUUUGCUAGCUUGACUGGUGUCAUGUACCACCUGUAAAUCAUUUUCAUAAUAUUCUCUCUUAGGGCAUUACAUGCCGUAAAUUUCAGACCUGUGGUCCAUAACUGUUCCCAGUCAGCCAUCAUUAUGUUAUGUCCAACAUCUUGUGCCCAUUUAAUCAUAGCUGAUUUCACCGUUUCAUCCUGAGUAUUCCAUUUCAACAGCAAGUUAUACAUCUUUGACAGAAUCUUGGUUUUGGGUUCUAACAGUUCUGUUUCCAAUUUUGAUUUUUCCACUUGGAAGCCAAUUUUCUUGUCCAAAUUAUAUGCCUCCAUUAUCUGAUAAUAAUGAAGCCAGUCUCGCACUUUGUUUUUUAAUUUUUAUAAUUAUGAUAUUUAAGACAGAUAAGGAAUAAAUUCAUAUCUCAAGAAAUAACACAACACCAGGUUGUUAAUGAAUCAGUACUAUAUAUUCAAGGAUGAAAUUUCCACUAGGUACAUUUAUCCAUUUGCCUUUCAUAUCCAGCUUUUUCAGUGCCAGAUUAGGAUAGUCCUGAGUCAGGAGACGGGCACAAGAUCAGGCAGCACAUCAUCAUUAUAAAGGACCUUUGGGGUGGGUUUUUCCGUUUGGGAUUCCGAUGCGCCAGCUGCUUUUCUUCUGCUUCUCCUGCUCUCUCCAUGCAAUGAGAGGCAUGUAGACAGAGGUCCAUCUCCAAGAACAGGAGCUUCCCUGAGACCCAUUCAGCUGACCCCAAGCACCAAGCCUUGUCACUAGUUCUCUGACUGACCCAGACCACAGUCCCUGGAAGAGAUGUAGGCCUGAGCCUCCCACAAUGGCCCAUAUGGACCUCCUGAGGUCAGUGAGACUGUGCAGGUGAUUCAUGGAGAUCUAGAGGUGGAUGGAGGAUUAUGAUGCAGAGGAUGGGGAAUGUCCAAAGGGAUGAUGAACCAUGGAAAGAGAGGGCCUCUUCAUGGAAAGAGAGCAGCUGCCUUUCCUUUGAGGAAACAAUUGAUUUGAAAAGGCUGUAUUCCAAGAUCAUGCUGCUUUAUUAAAGAUGACUGAGGAUUAUGAAAGGUUGCUGAUGCAUUGCUAUCAUUUGGUGACAUUGCAUCUUCAUUUCCUAAAAACUGGGAACAUGGGUAGGAGGCAGGGGAAAGUAGGAGAUGUUGAAAUAAGAGAAGGUGCUAAUGGUGCUUGCUGUGUUCUCUUCCCCUUUCUUCUCUUCCUUGAAACCCAAACAGGAUUUCCUUUCCUCCCACUCUGAAGAAGGUGAUGGAGAAGACAGUCAGAAUUCUGAGGGAUGGGGCACUUUUGUUUCAUUAGGUAUAGACAUUAAAAUGUGUGAAAUGUGGAAUAUGCUUCACUGAAUGAGCACACAUAGCUCACAUCAGCGAUCUCAAGAAGGGGAGAAACCAUUUAAAGGUAUGGAGUGUGGGAAAAGGUUCACUGAUAGUGGAAAACAUAGAACACAUCAGUGGACUCACAUGGGCAAGAAAGGAUUCCAAUGCAGGGAGUGCGGGAAGAACUUCAGUCAACAUGGAUACUUAAGUUUACAUCAACGGACUCACACAAGGGAAAAACCUUUUAAAUGUCUGGAUUGUGGAAAGAGCUUCUGUCGGAGUGAUACACUUAGAACACAUCAAUGGACUCACACGGGGGAGAAACCACAUAAAUGUAUGGAGUGUGGAAAGAGCUUCAGUCAGAAUGGAAACCUCAAUAUACACCAGCGAACUCACACAGGGGAGAAACCAUAUAAAUGUAUGGAGUGUGGAAAGAGCUUUACUGAUAAUGGAAACCUUAGAAGACAUCAACAGACUCACACAGGGGAGAAACCAUAUAAAUGUAUGGAGUGCGGAAAGAGCUUCAGUCUGAAUGGAAACCUCAAAAUACAUCAACGGACUCACACAAGGGAGAAACCAUUUGAAUGCCUGGAGUGUGGAAAGUUCUUCAGUAAAAAUGGAGACCUUAAAUUACACCAGCGGAUUCACACAGGGGAGAAACCAUAUAAAUGUAUGGAGUGUGGAAAGAGCUUCAGUAAGAGUGGAGAGCUCAAUAUACAUAAACGGACUCACACAGGGGAGAAACCAUUUAAGUGUAUGGAGUGUGGAAAAAGCUUCAGUCAGAGUGGACACCUCAAUAUACACCAGCGAACUCACACAGGGGAGAAACCAUAUAAAUGUAUGGAGUGUGGAAACAGCUUUAGUGAUAAUGGAAAGCUUAGAACACAUCAACGGACUCAUACAGGGGAGAAACCACAUAAAUGUAUGGAGUGCGGAAAGAGCUUUACUGAUAAUGGAAACCUUAGAACACAUCAACGGACUCAUACUGGGGAGAAACCAUAUAAUUGUAUGGAGUGUGGAAAGAGCUUCAGUCAGAGUGGACACCUUCAAAGACAUCAACAGACUCACACAGGGGAGAAACCAUUUGAAUGCCUGGAGUGCGGAAAGUGCUUCAGGCAGAGUGGACACCUUCAAAGACAUCAACAGACUCACACAGGGGAGAAACCAUUUGAAUGCCUGGAGUGCGGAAAGUGCUUCAGGCAGAAUGGAGACCUUAAAGUACACCAGUGGAUUCACACAGGGGAGAAACCAUUUAAAUGCAUGGGGUGUGGAAAGAGCUUCAGUCAGAAUCGAAAUCUUAGAAAACAUCAGCAGACACACAGGGGACAAACUGUUUAAAUGUAUGGACUGUGGAAGGAGCUGCAGUCAGAGUGGAACCCUUGAUUUAUGUCAACAAACUCAAACAAAACACAAACCACAUAAAAAUCAGGAAAGUAGAUAGAUGUUCAGUUCUAGUGGAAGUUCUACAUCAACAGACUCAUGGACAGGAAGAACUUUAGGAGUUGAAACCCUACAAAUCAUCAACAAACUCAAAGAGGAGAAGCAGUCUAAAUGAAAAGAUUGCAAAAAGUGCUUUAUUUACAAUGGAGUGUUUAAGGAACAUCCAGGGACUCUCACAGGAAGAAACCAUUUAGAUGUAUGGAGUGUGGGACGUCUUCCUUUCAGUGUCCACUCAUUUCUUCACAGCAAUGAACUCAGCAGGAAAUCAGUCUUAAACACACGCCGUGUAUUUGAAGUUCUUGUGUUUAUAUGUAAAACUGAACAGCAGUGAAAUAUUGAAGGCAAUGUCAAACAAUGUGAGUAUAAUCUAAGAGGUAAAGUACCUUUUGAUAGAGAGGAUGAAUCUGGUUUGUUGGUGGUGAGUGAGGAUUAGGGCUGGGCGAUAUAUUGAUAUCUUGAACAAUACCGGUUUCUAGACCACAUCGCAAUAACCUUUGAAGAACAACUGAUAUGGGGCAAUACACCGCAGAUUACAGUGUGUUUCUGGGAUGUGCCUGCAAGCAGCGGCAGAAAGCUUUGCUUCGUGAAGUCCCUGCAGGUGCUGAGUUGCUGACUUCUCUCCAAAAUGACAGGAAACAAAACACACACAUCCAUUGCCCUGUGUCCGUCCAGCCUCUUUCCUCCCUUGCUCCCUUCUGCCGGUUUGUGUGCUUGAGUUAGAUAUCCUGUGUGCUGUAUUUUUUUACUGCUGAAACUGGAUCUGCUCUCAGGAGCUAAGUUUUGUGCCUCACUGUGGACCCAGUGAGAACUGUAUGCUUUGAAAGCUCAGUAAACUAUUACUGAAGAAUU